AUGGCUUACAUUUUGGUGAAGUGGGUGGCGGAGGAGACAUGGGAUGUUUACCCAAUACGAAAUCUCGUGGAUGUGAAGACUGCGACGCAAAUCGCAAGGAAGCCUUCAUCGGUUACUGGUUUCACCGGCAAGGUCUUCGAUGUCAAAUGGAGGGAAACGGAGGAGCCUUCACCCGCAUAUUUGGUGGCUGCAGGUGAAGAACGUAGAAUGGAGAAGCUGCGCAGUGAGCUCGCCGACCAAUCACUUGCGGAAAGCCACGAACCGACCACGCCGAGCCGCGCUGAACGGGUGCCUGGUGAUAACGCUCACGAAGACAAUCCCGUAAUGACACUGGAGGUGCACCAAAAGAAUCGCUGCUGCGAACACAAGGCUCAGGUUAAACGCCUCAGAAAAGAAAAGCUGCGCCUCGAGGCAAGACUUGCAGAAGCAGAAGCACGACAAGGGGCUGAAAAGAUGGUGAAGAGGCUGGACCGGAUCCUCCGCAACUUUCAGGGAAAUGGGUCAGCGCCUGCUGAAGAGGACAUCGGCAACGGUGUUUUUGUUAAUAAAUCCGUUCUUGACCGCCUCUACAACACAUUCCGGACGGAUGCAUGCAAGUUUGCAAGAAACCUGAUGCGAUCCUUGUUCGACACAGAAGAGUUGCGGAACCGGUCGCUCUAUGGGAUAGCGUCUAAUGUGAAAAAGGGUGCACCCAUCAAACCUGCGGUGGAUCGGAAACGACUGGAUGCAAUUCUGAACUACACGUCCAGCAAGUACGGUGCUCCAGCAGGUGUAAUAAAGAAGAGCCUUGCUUCACUGUUGUUGGAGCUCAGUCACUGA
Messenger RNA from Ornithodoros turicata, 819 nucleotides. RefSeq lists its product as uncharacterized. Gene Ontology annotation, molecular function: DNA binding. The record is from RefSeq and is a predicted model, not a curated record. The transcript is spliced from 6 exons. Lineage: Eukaryota; Metazoa; Arthropoda; Arachnida; Ixodida; Argasidae. Bases 1 to 819 code for a protein of 272 amino acids.